Molecule: messenger RNA, 1204 nt
Organism: Cydia strobilella
Lineage: Eukaryota; Metazoa; Arthropoda; Insecta; Lepidoptera; Tortricidae
Exons: 6
Coding region: 354-1190 (278 amino acids)
Source: RefSeq, a predicted model, not a curated record
AGACAAGACAGUAUUUUCUCAGUAGUUUCCAAAGAGCAUAUAAUCACUACGUGUAGUUUCAAAAAGCAUGUAAUCAAGUAGUUUCUGUUUGUUUUGGUCUUAUCUUAUCGGUCGCUCUUUGGUGGUUUUGUUUGAUUUGAUUUAAUUUAAUCACAUGUAAACUACAUGAUGUAGAUGUAGUGUAUUUUAUUGUCCUUGGUUGAGGUUAAUUCAAAGAUAACCGUCUCGUGUGAUGCGGAAGGGUCCUGGAUUUUCCCCAGGCUACCAUCCCCCACACAGUCCUAGGUGCAAUAGAGCCAGUCAGGUUCAAAAAAAUAAAAAAUUAUAAGCUUAGUUCUAGGAAGAAGAUAAGCAUGGAAAUUCUAGGCAGGAACGGAAAGUUGAGGCCACCAACAUGUGCUGCCGAGUAUUUCUCGGUUCUGUUCUGUAACAGAAAGAAAAUAGUCUGUAGACAGAAUUCACAACCGGGUAUGAAAGCCUGGAAUUCACUAAGUCCUGUAGAACAGAAGAUGUUUGUUGACAAAUUUGAGAAGUGGCAGGGUGAAAAUAAUAAGAAAAUAACCAGUAUCUUAGAACAUGCUGAACCAUUUUUGAAGAAAAAAACUACAAAAGAAAAAGGAAAUAUUCCAUCCAGUAUGAAAACAAUUCAAGAGGAUUGUGAUGUCAGCCUACCAGGAUCUACAUUGAACAUCUCCACUAACUCACAUAGUUAUAUCCAGUCCAAUGCAGAUUUGGAAGUAUCUAAACGAGAAGAUCUUAAUGUUGAGUUUUAUAUGGAUGAUUAUGACGACCAGUCGGAAUCAAUGAUAAACCUUGUAUAUGAUGAUACACCCACUGGCAAUUUGGAAGUACCAAAACAAUUUUACACCGCCUCAGUUAUUGACGAAGACAUAGAUAAGCCCACAGCUCCGGAAACAAAUGAGGCAAUAACAAAAACAGCAUUACCUGAACCUACGUUGCCUACUGUGAUGCGCCCCAAGGAGCUGUUUGAAAUAAUUAAGGCAAGUGGAGCGCGACCCGAGCUCGCCACUGUAGAAUGGAAGAACAUGUCGAAUAAAGAGAAAUACAUGUACAUUCGAGCCACACGUAACAUUCAAAAAGACUAUCUUAAGAAUUAUGAACAGUAUUUAGAGAGCUUGUCAUCUCCAGAUUUAUUUAAGCAUUAUAUUAAAUUUAAAAAGGAAAAUUAAACACUAAAAGUUUA